UUCCCAUUAGUCCCAGGAGAAGAAGCGGCCGCAGCAACAGCAGCAGUAGCAGCGCGUUAGUUGGGGGAAACUUCAGCGACUUUAUGGCAAACAAGUAGAAGGGUACGUUGCCCUCCUACGGUUGCUUUUAGAUUAUUACUCUGAUUGUGUAUGGAAAGUGCUCCUGGAUGGACCUGGGUGACAACAGCUGGUCCAUGGUCAAACGAGAAGUUUCCAGCAGCCCAGGCUCGCCGGCCGAGCAGAGCUACCUGCCCGGUGACAGCAGCAGGAGGGACGGGACCACGCCUCCGAGCGAGCUCGACGUGCUGGGCCACCGGCGCCCGGACGGCAGGUCGCUGCACUCCUACCUCCACUUCGGACACCACGGCAACGCCGCGACCGCCGGCGAGGACAUCCCGCUGUUUACGGACUUGGAUCAGGGGAGCAAGCUCGUCAUCUCCGCCGGAGCGCACAAGGCGAGCCUGCUGGUGGACCACGCCGACAUGUACCAAACUUUGGCCAUCGCCGCAGCCCAGAGCCAGACUGGAUACGAUUCCUCGUCCGGUGGCUACAUGCACUCCAGCCCCAACUCCCCGGUCUACGUGCCCAGCUCCCGGAUGAACCCGAUGAUAUCCAGCCUCUCCUACCUGCAGGCCGGCGGCUCCGCGCAGCCCGGCCACGCCGUCUCCAGCCACUCGGUGUGGUCGCAGUCCACCCCGGAGAGCCCGUCCUCGUACAGCGCCGGGAGCCCGCACGCCUCCAGCCGGUUCCACUACCCCCCGAGCCCGCCCAUGAAUAACGGGACACCCCGGGACAGCAGCUACGCGAACACGCUAAACGUGGGCAGCAGGGACCAGUACGGCCUCUCCCGGCCUCUCAGCGGGACCUACCCGAACCCGUACUCGCCUUAUGUGGCACCUCAGCUGCCCUCGCCUUGGACCGGGGGACCUUUUGAUAACACCAUGCUGCACACUUUGCAAAGCAGGGGCGCGCCCUUGAUUCGGGGUCCAAACGGAGUUUCAGACAUCCUGGAUGACAUGGCGGAGAGCCGGGAAUGCGUCAACUGCGGCUCCAUCUCCACGCCGCUGUGGAGGCGCGACGGUACGGGCCACUUUCUCUGCAACGCCUGCGGCCUCUACAGCAAAAUGAACGGGCUGAGCCGGCCACUCAUCAAACCGCAGAAAAGGACGUCGACCUCCAGACGGAUCGGCCUCUCCUGCGCAAACUGUCAGACCAGCACGACGACCUUGUGGCGCAGGAACGCAGAAGGAGAACCGGUGUGCAACGCGUGCGGUCUGUACACUAAACUACACGGAGUACCUCGACCGCUCGCCAUGAAGAAAGAGGGAAUCCAGACUCGAAAAAAGAAAACCUAAACUUUGAGUAAAAGCAAAGGA
Messenger RNA from Fundulus heteroclitus (mummichog), 1376 nucleotides. RefSeq names its product GATA-binding factor 6-B-like. Gene Ontology annotation, molecular function: RNA polymerase II cis-regulatory region sequence-specific DNA binding; DNA-binding transcription factor activity, RNA polymerase II-specific; zinc ion binding. Gene Ontology annotation, cellular component: nucleus. The record is from RefSeq and is a predicted model, not a curated record. Lineage: Eukaryota; Metazoa; Chordata; Actinopteri; Cyprinodontiformes; Fundulidae. Gene Ontology annotation, biological process: cell fate commitment; negative regulation of transcription by RNA polymerase II; epithelial cell differentiation. Bases 168 to 1355 code for a protein of 395 amino acids. The transcript is spliced from 5 exons.